ACCCACAAUUCCCCGUCUGGCCGUCUAUAACAAAAAUGUGUGCAGACUGCACACCUAUAGUUGUGUACACCGCACAAUCGAUCUUUCAAUUUCUCCUUAAAUCCCCGGACACUCCCCAAUAGUCGCAUGCCCUUUACCAGAAACCAAUCGAGGAUUCCGAAGUUAUUAUCUUUCUGUGCCGUUACAAGCUCCGACUCUUUGGGUUAUGGUGGCUGGGACACUCCCCAACUCUUCAGUGACUCAGGUGAGUCGAACCACCUUCACAGUCUUCUGAACUCACUGGGAAUUAAUGAUAAAAAACAUGUCUCUGUAUUCGUGUUGGGGUUUGUUUGUGCGUUAGCCGUUUCUAGAGUCAUAGUUUCAUCAUUUAUUGCAUUCUCUGCUUGUAUGAUGGUAUUUGUUCUUGGGUUCACAAUUGGGCUUGUCAAUGGAGGUAAGAUGAGCUCAAACAAGACCAAAAAUAUGGCAAAAAAAUGAUUUUAAUGGAGUUCCUGUUGAUAAAUUGAGUUCUUUGGUAGAUGUAAUCAAAGAGUUUGAUGCUAAGAUUGUGAAUUUGAAGAAUGAUGUUAAGAAGAGUAUUGAAAGUAAUUACAUUACAGUGGGUGACCUAGAAUGUUUCAUCAACAACUUAGAGUCUGUUAAUUCAUUAACUGUUAAUGCUAGAGGUAUCCUUGAUGAUUGUAUAAUAAUUAGAAACCAGGAAGUGGAAAGAAGCUCAAAUCAAAAGCAGAGUAGGCAAAAGAAGGAUCCAAGAGAUAAUCAGUUUGGUAUCCCUGGGUUUUUCAGGCCUGUUUCCAGAAAAACCAGAUUUGAAGUAUAAUAAAGUGAAAGUUCCAAAGUUGAUGAGCUAAUGGAUGGGAAUAUAUUCCGCUCUUCUGCUUAUGAUAGAAAUAAAAACAAUAUAUCGAAUAAGGAAGCAAGUACUUGAUCAAACUCAGAUGCUGAUGGCAAUGCAAAUCCGCCCGAAAUGGAUUAUACGGCUUUUGGAAGUCAACAAUAUGGUUAUUGGAUUAAAAGUUCCCAUUACAUUAGGAACCAGAGAAUCUCUCUUAACAAUGUUUAUACUAGAGAAGAUGGGAUUUGGACAUCAGAUGAGUUCUUAAGCAACUCUGUGGAGUUUUCUGAAACUGUUUCUUCUUUUCGGUAAGAGGAAGAGGUCAAAGAGUUAAAAGGAAAUUAUAGCGUGCUUAAUGGGCCAAAGAUGGGUGAAGAAGACCAUGGCAAGGGUGAUAUUAACUUCAAUAGUUCAAUAAGUACAUUUCUGAAGCUAAUGCUCUUCUGGAAGAAGCUAAAGGUUGUUCAAAAGGGUGAUGCUAAGAUUGCAGAUGGUGCACUCCAAAAGUCUGCACUUGUGCUUUCAAAAGCUACACGCAUUAGACCUGUGAGUUCAUUGGCUGUGGGCCUUUUGGGAAACACAUACCUUGUCCAUGGAGAGCUAAAACUGAGGAUCAGCCGUGAUUUGAGGAUGCUACUACUCACUAGAGCAAAUGCACAAUGUAAUAAAUAUGGGAGGAAAGAGGAAAUUGCAUCUUAUCUGGGUAAUGUGUGUGAAGAGUGUGAAGAAUUGCUGAUUAAGGCAGGAAGGCAGUAUAAGCUGGCUCUGUUGAUUGAUGGGAACGAUAUGAGAGCGAUGUAUAAGUGGGGUCUUGCUCUCUCUUUCCGAGCGCAAUUGAUUUUAGACAUUGGACCUUUAAGCACUCUCCAGCAUAACAAUUAAUGGCUGUUUCGUAAAUCUGCAUACACCACGACUUCAUUAUUCUAGCAACAUCGUUUGCGAACAUUGUUCUCCUUCAUCCUUUUUUCUAAGCAAUUCAUACUAUCCGAACAGAGUACCUGGUUGACACACAUAUAUGAUGUACAUGUUCAAAUUUUAAAGUGCAGCACGUAGUGCCGACAAGGUGUUCUUGGCUGCCAUUAGAGAUGGCAAUUUCAGACGACCCGUUGGAUACCCGCACCGGACCAAUUUGGUCAAAUUGGAGAAAAUCGGUUUGACUGGGGAAUGGGUAUGGGGCGGGGAAUAUCCGAAACUUUUAAAUGGAUAAUGGUGCGGUUAUGGUUCUAUACUAAUUUGCCCCGUUAUCCGCCCCAAAACCGCUCCGUUCAUUAAUGGUGCAGCACUGUUUAGAUGGGGUGCGGCCUUACAACAAUGAUCUUGCCUACGGCCCAAAAGAAGUAGAGAGAAGGUUAGAAGACUAUAUGAAGAUGCACUUGGUAUGGACUCUGGGAAUGUCCAAGUUCGGAAGGCCUUAUCAUCCUGCAUAUCUGAGCUCAACUGGUUCAAUUAAUAGUCGUUGUCUUUAUCUAACCUGGGAGUAAAAGGGGAAUACCUCUGAUCAUAUCUCAACAGCAGUUACAGGCACUUUCAGCAAGCAGUGGCCGCUAGUGGUUGCUGGAGACAGUGGUGGGGCCGGGGUCAGGUGAGGGCAUGGGUGGCCAGUCAGGUAGGAAUUAAAAGUAGAAGAAAGGUAUAUGAAUGAAUUAAAAGUUAGUGACAUUUGUUCGAAAAAAAAGCUAGCGAUAUAUUUUUCUUUCAAAAGUGUAGAAAUAAUAGUUUUUCCGGUUUUUCAUAUUUUAACCAUUGCAAUAAUGUGUUAGAGACUCAACAAAAGCAUCAGAAAUCAGCAAUAUAUUACUACUAGAUAAGAAUCCUGCUAGAAAACAGAACUCUGGAAGCUACAAUAAUGGCAGAAAAUAUAAAAAGGUACUAGAGGACAAAUUUGACAGUGCCUCGCUCUCCCAGCCUAAUCACAGAAUCUGCCUGCCUUCUCACUCCCCUCUCCCUUUCUAUUAAUAAGCCCCUUAAACUAUUGGCCCACUAGGUUAGUCGGUUACAACCUCUGCCCCAUCCCUUCUUUUGUACACUUUAUCAAAAUAUUUUAUAUUAAUGGGCUUAUUAUUUCCAUUGCUUCCGGUCCCCUUAUCCAUGUCUCUAUCAUUACUCCCCUCCUCGACUUCCACCUUGUCCUCAAGGUGUGGACUGCUGGAAACUGCUGCUUAAACUUUUGCAUGGGUUCCCACGAGUCUUCAAAAUUGGGUAAAUGUUUCCAAUGCACCUACAACUCAGUUUCCCCUGUAGGACUCACCCUGGUGGCCAGAACUUUCUCCGGAAAUUCCCACUCUUGAGAUAGACAUUUGGGUAGUGGCUGGAAAGGUGUGCAAGUGUGUUAGAAGUCACUGAUUUCUUCAGCAGUGAGAUAUGAAAGACGGGUGAACUGCAUAAUCUUCAGGCAAUCUUCAGUUACCUCAGAUGGUCCAUAGAAUCUUGGACAUAGCUUCUGAUCCAUCCUCUUUGCUAGGCUCCUGAGUUUAUAUGGUUGGAUCUUCAAAUACACUUUAUCGCCCACCUCCACUUUUAGCCCCCUUCAGUGUCUAUCGGCUUGUUGUUUCAUCCUAUUCUGAGUGAUGGCCAGAUUAGAUUUCAGUUCGUCCAACAUCAGAUUUCUCUCCUCCAUUAACUUGGCCACUUCCUCCACUCUUGUUAGAGUAAGGAGAAGCAAAUGAGAUAGAAUUGUGCUAUAGGUAUCCCAUUUCGGGAUGCCCAUUUUUAUUCACACUAUUUGUGGUCCAAAUAAGGCCACAUUUAAAAGUGUUGUCCACUUAAAUGUGUUGCCCCAUUUUUGGUCAUACAAUAGGAGAAGGUAAGAAUCGGGUACCCAAAUUGAGGUACCUAUACCAUUUUUGAAUGGGAUAUUGUCUUUCAAAAAGUUUUGUAAGCCGCCAUAAUUGAAACAAAGUUUUGUAAGCACAGACACAAGAUAAAGAAUUUACAAAGUACAAUGCAAAUCUAAGUAAGCACCAAUAGUCAGGGACUCAGUGACAAAUUCAUACAACUCUAAACAAAUCUGCAGUUAACUCAACCAAUAGACAGGACGAACUUGUAGUCAAGAAGUUAAGUUGCUUUCACCCUCUUUAGAGGUUUGCUUGCUCCCCGGUCACCAUCAACAAAACAUACCUUUAAUCACUGUUAGGAUGUUUUCUUUUGGACUGAAAUUUGCUGGUCUGGUAUGGUCUGGUCUGUUUAAGUCUGGUCUGGUCUGGUAAACGUCUGGUCUGGUAAACGUCUGGUCCCUGUGUAUUUAUAACUAAGAAAGUCUGAUCUGGUCUAGUCUGUUUAAGUCUGGUCUUGUCUGGUCUGGUCUGUUUAAGUCUGGUCUGGUUUGGUCUAGGACUAAAAACAGUCCAAAAGAAAACAUCCUUAGCGAGACAUCACAAACAGGGGAUAAAGAAUUUACAAAGUACAAUGCAUGUCUAAUGAUCAUAGAGACUUUUUGAGUUACUAAAACGCAAGUUUUAAUGAAUUCAAGUCAAACUAGAAUACAAGAUCUUAUCUAAAGAAUGUAAGCAUACAAGACGAGUCUUUUAAAGGGAAUUAUCUUUUGACUCACAAUUAAUUCAUAGUUUGAACUCCACUUGUGAUAAUUUUGUUUAAAAAGGUCAUAACAAAAUACCAAUCACUUAUAUCAACAGAAAUACUAAACUACCUCUAACUCAAAGGAGGCUGCACCACCUUCAACCAAAAAGUCGCUAAUCAUAUGAAACAUCUUGUCCAUAAAUUUAUGUCGGUCCUUCCAAGGCUGAAAAACAAAAUAAGUCAGCUAUAUAUCUAUAUAUUAAAAAAUUGCAUAUUAAAAAAAUUAAACAAUAUAUAUUAAUAUUAAUUACCGAUUCACAAUUGCGUCUAAACCGAAACAGAAGUUUGAAAGUCAAUUCAAACUUAUUUUUCGUUACUUUCAUAGACAUAACAGAAUAGUCUACUCUUUCUAUAAACUUCUUGAAUGUAGUUUUAAAUAUAAUUACUAACUUAUCAACCAAGUCAAAUGACCUUGGUUGAUUUAAUGUUAGUGCCCUCACAACAAUGAAAGACUCGUCACGGACCAAUUUCACGUUCUGUAAUACAAAUAUGAAUUUAAAAUUAAAAAUAACAGUAAUAAUACUAAUAAAUACAGCUAGACAUAAUAAAUUUAACAUAAACCUCUUCAUUAAAUUAAAAUUAGGGAUCGAUACUAAUCCGGCAUCAUGUUUUUGAACAAUGGUUGGUGUCAGACUUGUUUGUUGUACCCAGCCUUUAACCUUUCGAAUCUGCAAGAAGAAAAACACAUUUUAAAAUACAUUUAAAUGACGAAAUAGAAAUAAAUAUUUAAGUUAUUGACUUAUCCAUUACGAUUUCAUGAAAAAUAAAUUUGGACUCAUCCAAAACUGACACGAAUCAGAUCAUUAUAUGUAUAGAAGUCAUACAAUUUCAUGCUAAUCCCACUACCAACGGACUUCAGAACAUCCUUUCCCCCGGAUAUAGCCAAAGCUCCUAUAAUAAACAAACAAUACACUAUUCUAAUAAAAUAUAGAUAAAAGUAAUUUAAUAAUACAGACCAUAACUUACCUUAGUCCCAAAAUAUUUUAAUUUCCACACAUUGGAUUUGUGGUCUCUAUUAUUAAAAUACUUUUAUCUAUAUUUUAUUAGAAUAAUGUAUUGUUUGUUUAUCAUAGGGGCUUUGGCUAUAUCUGGGGGAAAUGAUCUUUUGAAGUGUGUUGGUAGUAGGAUUAGCAUGAAGUUGGAUGACUUCUAUACAUAUAAUAAUGAUAUGAUUCGUGUAAGUUUUGGAUGACUCCAAAUUUAUUUUCAUGAAAUCGUAAUGAAUAAGUCAAUAACUUAAAUAUUUAAUUUUGUUUCGUCGUUUAAAUGUAUUUUUCAAUGUGUUUUUCUUCUUCCAGAUUGGAAAGGUUAAAGGCUGGGUACAACAAACAAGUCUGACACGAACCAUUGUUCAAGAACAUGAUGUCAGAUUAGUAUCAAUCCCUAAUUUUAAAUUUAAUGAAGAAGUUUAUGUUAAAUUUAUUAUGUCUAGCUUUGUUUAUUAUUGUUAUUUUUAAAUUCAUAUUCUGUCUUACAGGACGUGGAGUUGGUCGCUGACGAGUCUUUCAUUGUUGUUAGGGCACUAACAUUUAAUCAACCAAAGUCAUUUGACUUGGUUGAUAGGUUAGUAAAUAUUUUUAAAACAACAUUUAAGGAGUUUAUAGAAAGAGUAGACUAUUCUGUUAUGUCUAUGAAAGUAAUGGAAAAUAAGUUUGAAUUGACUUUUAAACUUUUGCCUCAGUUUAGACGCAAUUGGUAAUUAAUAUAUAUUGUUUAGUUAUUUUAACAUGAUUUUUUUUAAUAUAUAGCUGACUUAUUUUGUUUUUCAGCCUCGGAAGGACUGGCAUAAAUUUAUGGACAAGAUGUGUCGUAUGAUUAGCAAUUUUUUGGUUGAAGGUGGUGCGGCCUCCUUCGAGUUAAAGGUGGUUUAGUAUUUCCAUUGAUAUAAUUGAUUGAUAUUUUGUAAUGACCGUUUUAAACUAAAUUACCACAAGUGGAGUUGAAACUAUGAAUUAAUUGUGAGUCAAAAGAUAAUUCCCUUUAAAAGACUCGCCUUGUAUGCUUACAUUCUUUAGAUAAGACCUUAUAUUCUAGUUUGACUUGAAUUCAUUAAAACUUGCAUUUUUGUAACUCAAAAAGUUUCUAUGUUCAUGAGACACGCAUUGUGCUUUGUAAAUUCUUUAUCCUCUGUCUGUGAUGUAGGCUAACAGUGAUUAAAGGUAUGUUUUGUUGAUGGUGAGUGGGGGGCAAGCAAACCUCUAAAGAGGGUGAAAGCAACUUAGCUUCUUGACUACAAGUUUGUCCUGUCUAUUGGUUGUGCUCAUUGCAGAUUUGUUUAGAGUUGUACGAAUUUGUCCCUGAGUCCCUGACUAUUGGUGCUUACUUAAAUUUGCAUUGUACUUUGUAAAUUUUUUAUACUCUGUCUGUGCGUACAAAACUUUGUUUCAAUUAUGGCGGCUCACAAAACUUUUUGGAAGACAUGGGACAACAAUGGUAUAUUUAGGUACCUCAUUCUUACCCCCUCCUAUUGUGUGACAAAACAUGAGACAACACAUUUAAGUGAGCAACACUUUUAAAUGUGGUCUUACUUGGACCACAAAUAGUGUGAAUAAAAAAGGGGUACCCCAAAGGCCCCAAAUGGGAUAGCCUAUAGCACAACACUUUUCAUUUGCUACUCCUUAGUGGCUUUGUCCUUACGGCUUAUAUUUAAGUUUUAAUAAGGGAAAAUGGAAACUAAUAAUCCAAUCUUUUAGCGGUCUUCUUACAAUAGUCUCA
Molecule: messenger RNA, 7126 nt
Organism: Cuscuta epithymum
Lineage: Eukaryota; Viridiplantae; Streptophyta; Magnoliopsida; Solanales; Convolvulaceae
Source: the annotation of a GenBank genome assembly